Molecule: messenger RNA, 1958 nt
Organism: Macrosteles quadrilineatus (aster leafhopper)
Lineage: Eukaryota; Metazoa; Arthropoda; Insecta; Hemiptera; Cicadellidae
Exons: 2
Coding region: 29-823 (264 amino acids)
Source: RefSeq, a predicted model, not a curated record
GAGGUGGGCACACCAGAAGUGUUUAGAUAUGGAAGUGGUUCCUAAUCAAGAGAAUAAACGCAGCAUGUUGUUGCCCGGAACUAUCAGUAAACUGCGGUUCCUGUCUCUGUCAAAGGAAUUUUUUGUGAGUCAAGUAGCCUAUAGCAAGUCCAAAGGAGAUGAGAGUGUCUUGACCAUGGACGAGAGUUAUGCCAUCCUCAUGAACAUGGUGGUCCCAGGCUCCUACCCGAUGCCGGAGGGCUUCAGUAUCUCUACCAAGCAGCGCACUAUGGUGGAGUUGAAGCGGCUGAUUCGCCGGUUGUUCAACCCUCUCGGUACAUACCAGGCAGUUACACCUCAGAGUCCCAGGCUAGACAAACUAACUGUCCUGCCCGGUCCCGCACUAACUGCUCCCUUCGGCUGCAAAAACUUUGCCUUAGACCUCCUCGUCAGCAAGGAUAUAACUCUCUACGGUAUCCAAGUUCCUACGUUUUUCCCUGGUAUGAUGGGGGCUGCACCCAAACUCUAUGAAGAGACUUACAUUGUUUCGAUCCAAAAUGCUUCGAAACCCAACAAACCUAUGGUCGGUUCAAUCAACUACAGUGGGAAAGUCGCCUACAACUCUUUUGUCGAUCUGCAUUUCAAGGAGUCAGUCAAGCUUGAGAAGAAUAACACGUAUACAGUGAUUGUAUACACAAACAACACCUACUAUUUGAACCAGAAGAUGUGUACGGUCGAGGAAUCGUUCGGAAUCAAGUUUUCACUGAAAGACAGCGUAUCUUUAUUUGGAAAGCCAGGCAAGCAUGAUUUUGCAUUUAUUUCACAACUCAUUUAUUCUGUGUAGACAAUUUUUGUUUCCUAUAGGCUGAAUCGUGAUGUUAAGAUAAGUGUUGUUUUUGGCUAGUUUUCAUUUUUAUUUGUUAUUAUUUUCUUUAAGAUAUUUUUAGUUUUUAUACAAUGACUUGUGUCAUUGAAGUAUAAUCAGUAGCAGUAAACUUUCUCUUUAGUACCGGUAAUUAGUUUGAUGCAACCACACCUUGUUUAAAUUACCCUUAAGCUGGUAUUUAUUCCAAAGACUACUAUCCUUAACAUUAUUCUUUGUGAGAGCAGAUUUUUAGCGAAUUUCGCUACAGGGAAUUAGCUAUUACGGUAGGUGGACCUAGGCCCGGGACCGAUUGACUUUCUCAUUUUGAUGUCUCCAGAGGCCAAAAACACCAUUCGUUCAAAUUUAUAUAUAUAUAUAUGCGCGUCCAUGAUAACUUGAGUCAUUUUGAUGAAAUUUGGUUUAAAGGUGUAAGGCAGGAUAAACUUGAAUGAGUUCGCGAACCAGCAUUGAUCGGACCAUGGGAACGGGGUUUAACGGGGGUUUUGUGGAGUAAAAAUUGGUUUUUCUCAUUUUUGACCCUCACAACACAAACUUGUCGAAUAUCUCUCUAGGCCUUUUUAAAGAGCUUAAAAAUAUAAUAUAUGAUUAAUCUUUAUUCACUAUGUUUACUACUGUAUCAAUUAAACACUGCAUUUAAUUUUAUAAAGAAUUUUUUCACCUUUCCUGUAACAAUUAUGAUCCAUUUUAGCCAUGUUUUAGCUAUAGUUAUGUUAAAACAACAAUAUGUUCUGUUUAAUCAGAACUAUUCAAUAGUCCGAAAUACCCCAGGUCCCGAUUAGUUCGGAUUAAAGAGGUUCUACCGUAUUCCCUUUAUGGGUAAUUUGAUAAAAAAUGCAUCAAUUUGUCUCCUAAAGGCUCUAAACUUAGGUAAUCUUUUGAGGAAUUAUUGCAACAAUCCGUUUUCCACUAUAACAAUUUUAACCAGAAUAUUUAGUUUCAAGCUUGAUUUGUAAGAAUUCCCAAUGAUUUGCUAGAUUGAACAAUAAUGAUUGUAUAUAGGCCUAGAGCUAUGUAAUAUGUUUAGAUCCUAACAUAUCAGAUUAUGUAUUCAUGCUGUGUUGUUUUUUAGCAUAAAAAGUAAAACCAUUUUUGA